AGGUGAUAGUGAGCAGAGGUGCUGACAAUGAUGGACCAUCUCAGCGAGGCGUGCCUGGGGAAGGAGAACUGUGACCUGGUCAACAGCAUGGGCGACCGCGACUCCAAGGCCCCCCCAGCCAAGCUGGCCCGGCUGGAACAGAACGGUAGCCCCCUGGGCAGGGCCCGCCUGGGCAGCACGGGGGCCAAGCUGGCCGGGGUACCCUACAAACCCUCGGGACACCUCCUCAAGACCUGCCACAAGAGGGGUGAGUGACACUGGUCAGGUUGGUGUGUGUUUAUGUGUGUAAGUGGGUGAGAGAGCACAAUAUAAACCCUCAGACACUUCAAAAGGACCCUCAACAUUUUUACAUUUUAGUCAUUUAGUAGACGCUCUUAUCCAGAGCGACUUACAGUUAGUGAGUGCAUCAAUUAUUAUUAAAAAUUUAAUUUAAAAAAUCAUACUGGCCCCCUGUGGGAAUCGAACCCACAACCCUGGCGUUGCAAACGCCAUGCUCUACCAACUGAGCUACAUCCCUGCCGGCCAUUCCCUCCCCUACCCUGGACGACGCUGGGCCAAUUGUGCACCGCCCCAUUGGUCUCCCGGUCGCGGCCGGCUACGACAGAGCCCAAAUUAUGGCCUGUGUGUUUUUGCAAAAUGAGAGAGAGGUGGAAUGUUGUAAGUGUGGUGUGUGUGCUGUCUGUGUUUAGAAUUGUCAUGUCUUCAUGGUUCACAAGUGUCAUGUUGUCAUGGUUUUGUUUCCGUCUUCCUGCACAAACCGAUUUAAAUGUCCCUUAGUCAUCUUGGUGCAUACACCCACACUUAGGCCUAUCUACGAAGACCCAUUGUUUAUACAGAGGCCGUUUGAGAAUUAUUAUGGUGUUAUUCUGCAUAGCGCUGCAUCACUGUUUCUCUCCUGUUGUUGUUUAUUGAAGAGAAUUUGGGUCCUUUAAGAGCCAUUGCCGCUUAAGGGGCCUUUAUUUUGUGAUGAUGACAUACCUUUUUUAUGUAACUACUGGCCUGGUCAUUACAUGAAUAAUAUUAAUAUUUUAUGACUUUCUAGGGCUAGAUACGAGCAUUCAGACCUGCAGAUGUUCAUGAGGAUUUUAUUAGUGGUUGGCUGUUAAGUCUCAUCUGUUUGUUUGAUGGUGUUUGGUGGGGACUUUUAAACCAUAGAAUGUCGCGUUGAGUGCCAUGAUGGCCCGUUGCUCACCAGCUGAGAAAGUUUAAUUUUCCUCCUCAAUAAUCAUCCUCAGGCCCCGCAUCACUCUGUCCUCCCGUUUUUCAGAACGUUCCAGCAUAUUUUUAGCCUUUUUCGAGAGGAAAUUGUGAAAUUUAUAGAAGUGUCUGUUGCUGAAGUUUCGCAUGGCCACAGUGGGCAUUGUUUGAGCUGAAUAAUAUUUACCAUGGGCUUUUCUCCUCACCAUGAAAACAAAGGCUGCAUUGAUCCCCAAAUGAACCUACACAGCAGUCUUUAUUGUUAGAUCUCUAUCUAUUAAAAUCAGGGAGAGAAGCAGCGUUUCAGCACAUUCCCUGGCAUCUGCUGGUGAUUACCCCGUUUAUUGAUUGUUUGUCAGAGAUGUUUGCAUCUUCAGGAUGCCGGCCAUUAGAAAUAUGGUUCUUUGCAACUGCUCAAACUGAGUUGAUGAAUAAUGUGCUGCAUAUCAUCACCACUGAAGGCUAUAGAGGAACAUUUUAACCAAAAAAUGUUAUGAUGCUCUGAAACUUAAGUCACCGAAAUAAUGUGAAAUUUGCACAGUGCACCCCAAACACUCAACGUCUUUAGACAAGGAUUCCUCGUUUUCUACCUAAUAGCAGUGCAGUGUUUACACAGACUAGUAAACCUCAGGGCGCACCGGAGUGUUGGGAUUUGGAGCGGUGCAUCAUGGGAAGGUGAUAUGGGGUUGACAGCAGAGGCAGAAGCAGUCUAAUGUGAUCUGAGCUCCUUGACAAUGAAUCAACAGAUCACAGCCAAAAUGUGGUCGAAAGCUGAGAUAGGCCAAGAUUCAUCUUAACAACAUUCGAUUUAUUUAGACUUUAGUUCAAAUCGAAUAAUGAUAUCAUUAAUAAUGGCUAAGGACAUUGAAAUCAUUACUCUAAUCAUGAUGUCAUUGAUCAUUAUUAAAUAACUAAAAUCACAGUAGCACCACAUCUACUACCCCUACCACUACUAGUUCUAACAAUGUGAAUAACGCUAAUAAGGAAAUUAUUAUAAAAAACAAUGCAAUAUUAAUCAUUAUGCUGUCACUUAUAAUACGAAUGGCACUGGAAUUCAUUCAUUCAUGAAUAGAGGUAGUCUGACUGUAUCAGCUGUGUCUAAAUGUAAUAUUAAUCCCCCCAUUGAAGGUCACCAUUUGUCAUGUCUGAGCCCCCACUGUGUUGCUCUGUGUCUCUCCAGGCAACAUGCUCCCUGUGUUCUGCGUGGUGGAGCAUUACGAGAGCCCCAUCGAGUUUGACAGCAAGGAGGAGCACGCCGAGUUUGUGCUCGUCAGGAAAGACAUGCUGUUCAACCAGCUCAUUGAGAUGGCCCUUCUGUCACUGGGCUACUCACACAGCUCGGCGGCACAGGCGAAAGGUAGGACUGGCACAAGCACAUACUCUAUUGAUGACCCGCUCCCACACACAUACACAUACACACACAUGCACAAACUCAGACACGCACACACACACACCCACACACGCACAGGCCCGCUCCACGAACAAUAGAACUGGCCCUGCUAUGAUUUGGCUUAUCCCACAGCUUACCCCACACACACUGCCCCCCUUCCAUCCAUCCACACACACACACACACACACACGCACGCACACACACACACACACACACACACACACACACACACACACACACACACACACACACACACACACACACACACACACACACACACACACACACACACACACACACACCCCAUAGCUGUCCAGGCCUCCGAUAGUUUCCCAGCUGAUCUGAAGGCUCAGUAACGUAGGCUGACAUUGAUCCCAGACAGGGGAUGUAGCUACAUGUCUCUCAGGAGUUCUCAGGGCCUCUCUCUGCUCUGUAAACCUCUAGCUAGAACACUCAGUGGAAGUGAAGGUGGGACCCGUUGCAGCUGACUGCAACUCUAACACACAGACCUGGGCUAUUUCCAGGUGUCUCUGCCCUUUAUUACAGGCGGUCCAUCAUACAGCAACACAGUUCUCUGUAAUAGGACAUAGUGUAGGCUCUGAUGUUUUCAUGCCAUUUAUUGGGAGGGGGGCGGGGCUUACUGGGAAAAGAGAUGUCAAUCUUAAUGUGACCUUGCUGGAAUAAUAUAUUAUAAAUGUUUAUCUGUAUGUGUCUAAAUGUGAGAAACAUAACAUUUACAAUUGAUGGUGUUUGUGUUCCUCUGUCCAUUGCAGGUCUCAUUCAGGUGGGCAAGUGGAACCCGGUCCCACUGUCCUACGUGACGGACGCGCCGGACGCCACCGUGGCAGACAUGCUGCAGGACGUGUACCAUGUGGUCACACUGAAAAUUCAGCUGCACAGGUCAGUCUCUGCCCCGUUGCCCAAUCAACCCACCCACCCAAUGCCAGUCCAGUGAAGCACCCAACCCCACCACCUUCCAGACCCCACCACCCACUUAUGCCAGUCUAGUGUAGCAUGCGUACCUAGUUAACUUGUGUUAAACACCCAACACAUAGGCCUACCAUUUGCUUUCCAUGCUACCACACUAACUCAUAUUAGCAUAAUAGCCAUAGACCUUGCAGCAGCCAAAACUGCAAAGACAUAACUGCAAUCCAGCCAUACACCUGAUAGUCAUGGAUGGACUGGAAAUACAGUGCCUUGCAAAAGUAUUCAUCCCCCUUGGCGUUUUUCCUAUUUUGUUGCAUUACAACCUGUCAUUUAAAUGGAUUUUUAUUUGGAUUUCAUGUAAUGGACAUACACAAAAUAGUCCAAAUUGGUGAAGUGAAAUGAAAAAAAUUACAUUUUUCAAAUAAUUCUAAAAAAUAAAUAACGGAAAAGUGGUGCAUGCAUAUGUAUUCACCCCAUUUGCUAUGAAGCCUCUAAAUAAGAUCUGGUGAAACCAAUUACCUUCAGAAGUCACAUAAUUAGUUAAAAAAGUCCACCUGUGUGCAAUCUAAGUGUCACAUGAUCUGUCACAUGAUCUCAGUAUAAAUACACCUGUUCUGAAAGGCCCCAGAGUCUGCAACACCACUAAGCAAGGGGCACCACCAAGCAAGCGGCACCAUGAAGACCAAGGAGUGCUCCAAACAGGUCAGGGGCAAAGUUGUGGAGAAGUACAGAUCAGGGUUGGGUUAUAAAAAAAUAUCCAAAACUUUGAACAUCCCACUAUAAAUCCAUUAUAAAAAAAUUGAAAGAAUAUGGCACCACAACAAACCUGCCAAGAGAGGGCCACCCACCGAAACUCACGGACCAGGCAAGGAGGGCAUUAAUCAGAGAGGCAACAAAGAGACCAAAGAUAACCCUGAAGGAGCUGCAAAGCUCCACAGCGGAGAUUGGAGUAUCUGUCCAUUGGACCACUUUAAGCCGUACACUCCACAGAGCUGGGCUUUAUGGAAGAGUGGCCAGAAAAAAGCCAUUUAAAGAAAAAAAUAAGCAAACACAUUUGGAGUUCGCCAAAAGGCAUGUGGGAGACUCCCCAAACAUAUGGAAGAAGGUACUCUGGUCAGAUGAGACUAAAAUUGAGCUUUUUGGCCAUCAAGGAAAACGCUAUGUCUGGCGCAAACCCAACACCUCUCAUCACCCCGAGAACACCAUCCCCACAGUGAAGCAUGGUGGUGGCAGCAUCAUGCUGUGGGGAUGUUUUUCAUUGGCAGGGACUGGGAAACUGGUCAGAAUUGAAGGAAUGAUGGAUGGCACUAAAUACAGGGAAAUUCUUGAGGGAAACCUGUUUCAGUCUUCCAGAGAUUUGAGACUGGGACGGAGGUUCACCUUCCAGCAGGACAAUGACCCUAAGCAUACUGCUAAAGCAACACUCGAGUGGUUUAAGGGGAAACAUUUAAAUGUCUUGGAAUGGCCUAGUCAAAGUCCAGACCUUAAUCCAAUUGAGAACAUGUGGUAUGAUUUAAAGAUUGCUGUACACCAGCGGAACCCAUCCAACUUGAAGGAGCUGGAGCAGUUUUGCCUUGAAGAAUGAUCAAAAAUCCCAGUGGCUAGAUGUGCCAAGCUUAUAGGGACAUACUCCAAGAGACUUGCAGCUGUAAUUGCUGCAAAAGGUGGCUCUACAAAGUAUUGACUUUGGGGGGGGGGGGGGGGGGGUGAAUAGUUAUGCACGCUCAAGUUUUCUGUUUUUUUGUCUUAUUUCUUGUUUGUUUCACACAAAAAAUAUUUUGCAUCUUCAAAGUGGUAGGCAUCUUGUGUAAAUCAAAUGAUACAAAACCCCCCAAAAAUCCAUUUUAAUUCCAGGUUGUAAGGCAACAAAAAAGGAAAAAUGCCAAGGGGGGUGAAUAGUUUUGCAAGCCACUGUAGCAAUGGUAGCUAUCCAGUCCAUACAAAAACCAUGCAUGGCAGUCAGGUUUGCUCAUAGCACCUACUGUAAAGCCGCACACACCAUUUACGUUGACCACAGUCAGUAGCCACACCAACAAGAUCUCAGUUUCCCUUCGAAAUUCAACGUAUUAUGGAUGAACAUCUAUUUUUGGCGCUUUCAUUCCGCGGGUUACAGGGUUCAUGUUCAUUCAUGGUUACAGGGUUAAAACAGAAACAACUCGUGCCUCCUGAGUGGCGCAGCGGUCUAAGGCACUGCAUCACAGUGUUGCAGCGUCACUACAGCCUGGGGUUCGAUCCCAGGCUGUGUCACAACCAGCCGUGACCGGGAGUCCCAUAGUGCGGCGCACUAUUGGCCCAGCGUCGUCCGGGUUAGGGGAGGGUUUGGCCGGGGGGGCUUUACUUGGCUCAUUGCGCUCUAGCGACUCUUUGUGGCAGGCCAGGCCCCUGCAGGCUGACUUCCGUCGUCAGUUGAACAGUGUUUCCUCCGACACAUUGGUGCAGCUGGCUUCUGGGUUAAGCAAGUGGGUGUUAAGAAGUGCGGCUUGGCAGGUCAUGUUUUGGAGGACGCAUGACUCGACCUUCGCCUCUCCCGAGCCCGUUGGGGAGUUGCAGCGAUGAGACAAGAUUGUAAAAUCAUGAAAAUGGGUAGAAAAAGGGAGUAAAAAUUACAAAAAAUAAAUAAUAAUAAACAAAAAAUAAAUAAUAAUAAACAGAAACAACUCAAAGGUUAACAGAUUGGGCAUUAAUAGUUAGGGCUAUGGUUUUGGGGAAGGCUUAACAUUUUACUGCGGUGGGCUAAAUCAGGGUUCACACAGUGUUUCUUGGUAGUCUUAAACAAAUCUACUUUGAAACAAAAGUAUACACCUCACACACAUGGUUAUAGUCUUAAAAAAAGGAAAUUUCAUUACCAUGUCAGAUAUAGAGUUGAAAUGUAUUCAAUUUUGAGUUUGCAUUCCAAUAUUACACUUUAUAUACAUCACAGAAGACUGAAAUAAAACAAAACCGUUUGACAUAGAAACACAGAUUAUCUGUGUAAAAAAAAGAAGGUAUGUUUAUUAAUUAUGAAAUUAUGAAAAAUAUGAAAUACAUUCCACCCAUGAGGCCACUAGGUCAUUUGACUGCAGGAAAGGGCUACAACAAAAUAAUAACAAACUACGCACUAUUAUCAUCAGGUAUCAUCAGUAUUCACAGUGUUCUCAAGGCUUGCUAGAGCAUUGUGAACUGCAGUAGUGCAGUGGUCAAAGCAGACGCUCCAGCUCCGAUCAUCAUGAGUUCACGCCCAGUGCUGGGCAAUCUUCUUCUUCUAUUUUUUUUUGAGCGCCGAGGAAGGCAUAUAUUGACGUUCUCAGGACGUUUUCAAACGUCCAAAAUCGCCAUCUAUUUCUAAUGACCAGCCUGGCCACAAAGCCCACACGUACUGUUUACAGACCACAUAGCAGCCACAGACUACACACACACUGAGAUUGGUACUGCUGGUGUAGAGGCCUGUGCCAGCUGCACACACUCAGCCCUACCCUCACUAGCUCACUGCUAAUGCAACCCUCUAGGGGGCUGUUCACACACACACACACACACACACACACACACACACACACACACACAGGUUGUUCUCCCUCCCUCCCUCUCUUUCCUCCUCCCCUACUCUACACACACACCAGCCAGGACACAGAAGGUUGUGUUUAUUUCCAGCAAGCUAGUGUGCCUGCAUGGAUAGCUGUCUGUCUCCACCACUCACCCUCCUCUCUUUUCCUCCCCUCUGUUCCUUUGCUUUCCCCAGAGGCUCUCUAGCUGCUACAGCCGUUUAAGGUGUUCUGGCAAAGCCUCAACCAGAGCCAUGUGUGUUGGUGUGUGUGUGUGUGUUCGCCCUCUAUCUUUGAAUCCUCUAACUUCUAUAUAUCUACCUUCUGUUUAUUAUAUAUGCAUUACACAUAUCAAAGUACCUACAACCUUUUGAUAACCUCUAAGACAAUAGCAACCCAUAUCCCCCUAACACACACACAUAAACCCAAUAGACACCCAUACCAACUGUGGAGUGUGCGGUUCAUGUGUUUUUUUGCUGUUGCCAUAAUUCAGGAAUGCAUGCAAUGCGAACACGGCCAUAUGUCCCAUACACGUGACGUCUGCGCGGCGCGUGCUUGAUCAAAUGGAGAAAUCCUUAUCUGAAGCGAACGGGGCUCUCUCACUGGAGACCCGCUUGUUCACUUUCAAAUUCCUCCUCAUUAAUAUGAUCUGGUUUUAAAGGGGGUCCACUUGUCUGUAAAUAGAGUACAUUCAUCUGUGUAUCGCAUAGACGCAUACAUUCUUUGUCUUUUUAUCCAAAAAUGUUUUUACGUGCGGCAUGUUGUUAUUUCCUUUCCCCCCACUGCAGAAAUCUAGCCGGUAACACCUUAAAUUGUUUUCGCCGAGCACAUCGAGCCAGGAAGGUAGAAGUAACAUGAAAUAAUAGUGGCCACAUGCAGCUGAUGUAUAAUUCAUGCAUCAAUACAGCAGAUGUGUUGUAUAAAGUAAUUAACUAAUCAGAACAAUCAGGAGAGAGAGCGGGAAAGAGAGAGAGCGAGGGAGAAGGGAGAGAGGGAGAGAGAGCAAUCUCCAGAUGCAUCUGCUUAAUGCGCCAAAUGAAAUCUGUCUGUCUUGGAGGGGCGCUUGCAGCAGGAAAGCAAGCAAGGCCCUUUGCUCAUCUCUCACUCUCUUUCUUUUCCUCCUGUUCUCUCCUGUUCGCUGCUCUCUUUUCUCUCCUUCUCUCUAUUUCCCCAUCCCCUCUCGCAAUCUCCCUGUUCUCCGUCCUCUCCCCCCACCCUCAUCCCUUUCUCUUUCUCUCUCCCCCUCUAUCUCUUCCUCCUACCUCCUAUCUCGUCUCACAGUUGUCCUAAACUGGAGGACCUGCCGCCAGAGCAGUGGACCCACUCUACAGUAAGAAAUGCCCUCAAGGAGUUACUCAAAGACAUGAACCAGAGCUCUCUGGCAAAAGAAUGUCCCUUAUCACAGGUGCUGGAGCCGUCCACAAACCCCCACUAUUCCAUUUGCCAAAGACUGCCAGUGUCCCUUUUUCAAAUGCCCAGUUUGAUAGAGUGGAACACGAAGGAGAAUUGCCAUAGAAAAUCCAAAUCAAUACCCAUUGUCGUCCAUAUAGAUGCACGCCCCCCCCCCCCCCUUCUUCUUCUCUUCCCCCCUCAUUUGCAGAAGCAGUAGUGUUGAUUGAAUGCAGGGUUAUUGUUGGGUAAACAAUGGACCAACCCAGAAUAAUCUUGAUUUUUCUCUUUAUACAUCAGGCUAGAAAUAUGAAUGUUUUUGGAGUUUGUUUUCUCACCAUUAUGUAAUACACUCACUCUGUAUUCAAGUACUUGACUCUAUAGAAUUACUGCUCUCGUCGUAUAUCAUAGCUCAUAACAGAAGCUGUUCUGGAGGAAUGAAACAGCAGUAAAUCUAUCACAGGAGCCGUCUGGGUGUGUGUGUGCGCUUACGAUAUAGAGUGUGUUUGUGUGUGUGUGUGAGCGCUUAUGGUAUGGAGUGUGUGUGUUAUGGAGUACGGUAUGGAGUCGACUCUCCGUAUGGUCACCUAGAGGCCCGUGGUGUGUGUGUGUGUGUUUAGCCGGGCAGAGCGUGGUGAUGAUGUAAAGAGUCCCCCGGUGGCGUUCAGGCUGAGCCGCCGCUCCCUCCCUCUCUCCCUCAGCCCGGUAAUCACCCUGUUUACGGUCCAUAUGUGAACUACUCUCUGUGGUGCGGUCCAACCGCACAGGCUCAGAGGAUAGCAUCGAUGCUCCAUUUUACUCGGUUGUUCAGCUAUUGUCAUUUACUCAUUGUAAGACGCUCUGUGUAAGUAAGAGUGUCUGUUUUACAGGCUACCUAAAAUGAAAUAUGAAAUCCUAGUUGAGAUGUGCAUUGUUAAUCCCAAAUAUCAUAUAUGAUAUACUAAAAGCAGCUAUCCCUUCACUUGCAUUGUAGGGGUUCAAAGAUGGCUGACGUCAAAAUAUCUGACAUCUGUUAUACUGUGGGUUCUGCAUAGAUAUACCCAUAGAGAGGUGUGUUGUUGCUUUUAAUAGGUCUCUCUAUAAGUCUCAACGCUCAUUUGGUCCAUUGAGCCCAGCCCAGUAUUAGCCCUGCAUGGCUACUGUUGUUUCCUAUCAGUAUUCAACUUUGGCUCAGGGUCUCUGAUGUCAGUGCCUUGGGGGGGAUGUGAUGGGCGGCAGGUGAGAGGCCACAGAGGACUUGGCGCUCCUAAGGCUUCUGGGAAGCGAACGGUGCCCGGGGAGAGGAAAAGGGCGUGUUCGGAGGCAGGGAUGAUUGGCAGCUUUUAUAGGAUUAGUGUCUCCUUGAUAUUCAGGAGGGUAAUCCUGGGGAGAGAAAGGUUAACAAACAGAGAAUUGGGGGGAGAGAAUGAACCCUACCUCAGAACAGGGCUCAAAGAGAGAAAGAAAGAGGGGGGGCCAUCUUGAAAAACGGCGUCUUUGUUCUGGGUCUUGUCAAACAUUUAGUUUAAUUCUUUUGUGGCGGGGAGUCAUGCUUUGUGUGUUUGGCCUACAAAUGCCCUGAAGAGACUCUGACUCCAAGAGAGGGGAGGGGGGCCUGAGAGAAAAGAGACUGUGGCCAUUGUUAUUGUUCCCAGUGGAAUAUCAGUUGACUGCGCUCAGAUGGAGUUUGAGUGUAAUGCACCCUGUAGAGGAAAAGGAGAUGGGGUUCUCACAAAAAGGUUUGACUCCCGUCCACCCCCUUCUCCUCAACCACCACCCUCUCUGAGAGGGCCCGCUCGAACUUAACCCCCAGGCUCCUCUGAAACUACGGCAACAAAAGAGGCCCCCCUCACCUCUCUGCCUCCUCUCCUUCCCCCACCGGGCGGCCCUGACAGAGCAGCUGUCCUGUUGCAUAGCAGCAAAUAGCCAUCAAAUGCCAUCUUUGUGAGUCUGGGCUCUGCUCUGAGGCUGCCAGCGGCUGAGGUUGUGGUAGGUCCUAUUGGUGUGUAUGUAUGCUUGUGUGUGUGCAUGUGUGCGUACAUGUGUGUGUGUGUGUGUGGGGAGGGGUGGGGACUCUUAACCCAAUUGGUGUGGAAUUGACGGUAAUUUGUUUUAGAUGUUUGGGGGGGGGAGAAGCAAGAUAUUAGCCGCAAUCAGAACUAGAGAACAAGACAAGGGUGUGUGUAGGGUGUCUUAGUUAGUUUAUGUUUGUGUGUGUGCAUGUGCUUGCAGGCUAUGGCAGGCUUUGCCACCGUGCCUUUUUCAUGCGUCUCUCUCCCAUGACGGAAAGUGGAAUAGAUAGUUGGGGCAGAUAACGGCCCUGCGCAACUUCCUGGGCACACUGAUAAUCUCCUGUGCUGUAGAUGGCUAUCACUUAAAGGGCCCAGGGCAGGCAGACAGCAGCAUUCUGGUGCCACACUACACAACAGUACCCACCACUACCUGUUGAGGCUUCGUGGGCGCGAGGUGGUGGUGGUUAUCUGCAUGGCUUGGCAAGUGUGUGUAUUGUGUCUGUGCCUGUGUGUAGGUGUGUUUGUACCUGCCUGUGUGUGUACCUGCCACUGUGUGUGUGUGUCCCAGUGAGAGGCGUGAUGUAUGGAGGGAGAUGCCUGAUUAAUGAGGAGCGUUUAUUAGAACAUCUGUGUCAAAGAUGGAGGAACACAGGCAGUGUGUCUUGGGUGGGCCCUGCUAUAGCUGUCUCUGUCUCGCCCAGAUACUGUAAAUAAAACAUGCUACGCCCAAGGAAUGGCUCCCAUUAUGCCACAAUACUGACUAUAAGGUACUCACCAAAAUAGUGCAUUCAUAUGGACUUGGUUCAGCUGAUAUACUGUACUCUAUGUGCCAUUUUCUGUUAACACUAUUGAAGAUACCAAUCCUCAAUUGUCAGAUCCUCAAUAACUCAUCCUCAAUUAUCAUCCACAAUUCCGCAAUUCACCAGGCUUGUAGUGUAUGCCAGUUGUGUAGGGGUGUUGAGGUCAGGAGUUCACAGCAGCAGGCAAAAUCCUCCCUCGUCUUCCAUCUCCGGUGAGGAGGAGUGGGAGAUGUGGCUGCGGCUCUUCUGUCAGCGCCGUGUGUUGUUCACUGAAGUGCGUUUGUGCCAGAAGGUUCUCUCCCGUCCCCAAGUGCUCAUAUUAAAGAUAUGAUAAAGAUGGCAUACCUGUAAUUUGAAAACAGAUGGUUUCAUCUUUUGAAUAUUUAUAACAAUCAAAACAAUUUCUCCUGCUAUUCACCCGCAGGCCAGGAAGGUGUUAAAACAUUUAAUGAAAAGAAAACGGCGCCUUGUUUGCGAGGAAUGCGUUCGAGAAAUAAAUAGGGAAGAGUAGAGUCAAUUUUGGAGAAGGCGAGAGGGCACAGAUAUAAAGCCUUAUAUCCCUUGAAGAUGCUUUUUAACAUAUUGUGGAGAGCAAGAGAAAAAAACGAAAAAUUCAUCUGUUUACAUUGCCUGAUUUCCAGAUGCUAACUUUUAAUAGGCUGUUUGUUAUCUUUCUUUUUGAAAGCAAACUGCUCUUUACUGUAGGACUACACCCUGAUAUCAACAAGGCUACUAAUUCAGUGAAGCCCAUUAUUUACCUUCCUCCCAGAAAGGUUCUCUCAAACUCUGUGGCAUUUGCUAUAAAGGGACACACCUCUUAUAUUUCAUUUUGAUUUGUUUUACAUUUGGAAAGACAAGACCAAGAUUUGUGCAUGACUGAUAACAAAUGGUCUUUGCUAGAUUAUUGUUGUUUGUGCACCGAAAUGUUUUAUUCAUUUUGACAAGGAAAACACUGUAUUAGUGCAUGUCACACCAGCAUUAAUACAUGUCCUUGUGCUGCACAUAGCGGAUCCUGAAGGUUUUCUCUCUCUUUACCAAUCUCUCUCUUUCAGAGUAUGAUUUCCUCCAUUGUGAACAGCACUUACUAUGCAAAUGUGUCGGCGGCGAAGUGUCAGGAAUUUGGGCGCUGGUAUAAACAUUUCAAGAAGACAAAAGAUAUGAUGGGUAAGCAAAAUGGACCGAGUGCAAAAUGUUACACUAACACUGUCUUAUCAGAACCCCCCAAUCACCAUUCCAAUAUGUCUGCCCCAUAGUCCCCCCCUCUUCCUGGUACAUUAAACACAUUUUAAUCACAUCAUCUAAUGAUGGCUUUUCUCAGAUAUUUCCCUGUACACUGCUCAGGUGCACAAUGUUUUCACUGUUUUUCCUGAAUCCAUUCUGUGUAAUCUAUUAUUGCUUAUCAGAUGUAGUUUAGUAUUCAGUAAUGCCUGUCAAAAUCACAGACUAAAUUGAGGUCUGCGACCUUUGUUUAUGAAUACGGUUUCAGUUUCCUACAAAUGACAUAGUGAUGAUUUUCCUGGCUAUCAUCUGGUUUGAAAUCAAUGUGUUUUUCGUUGUCAAAAUAGAACAAGGCUGGCUUUGUAUUUUAGAUAACUCACUUAGUCCUCCUUGUCUCUUUUUGGAAAUGAGGUCACAUAAUUCAGGUACUGUCUAUUUUAUGUGUUUUGGUCAUUAAAUACCAUACCAGUCAUAUUAAUGGAGUUUAAUAUGCAGUAAAAUAGAGUAUUGGUUUCAACCUUCUGUGUAGAAAUCCACCUUCCUAUACAAGCUAGUGCCCAUGUUGAUUACAGUCAAGAUCAGUUGCAGUCGGUGCUGUUUAAGAUUAGGGAGGACGGUAAAUGUUUUUAUGAGCAUGGCCUUAUUUCUAUUACAACAUAUUUGAUGACUGUCAUUCAUAUUCUAUUCACCCAGCUCAAUGUAACGUCGAUAGGUUUAGGCUACUAUAUGAUACUCAAAUGUUCCUACUGUAAACCUUCAUUACAAAACAGUGUAUUUUAAUCAGUUAUUUGGUGACAUGAAUAUAUUUAGUAUAGUUUUAUCUAAAAAGGAUAACUUUUGUAAUGUUUCACUAUUUUAAUUUUAUGAAAUUCACUGAGUAGGAUGGUCCUCCCCUUCCUCCUCUGAGGAGCCUCCACUGGUCAAGAUAGAAAACCAGAAUGUUUUCAUGGUUUUGCCUGUGAACGCUCUGUUUUGAUCAUAUCAUACUCCAUUUUUCUGUUAAAAACAUGGACACAUAACACCACUGGCCCCCUACCCAUCCUCUUGUGUACAUACACACAUUUUACGUAACAUUCUUUAUGGUUUAUGGAAGAGUACAUAAAGAAUGUAGGAUCUCAAGUAGAAGCGAUGUUGAAACUACACAUUUAGACAAGUCCUGUGUGAUAUUUAUGUAUACUUGGGAUAUGAGGUGAAGCAUAGUGGGUAUCAACUCUGUGGCAUCCCUUAUGUCCACAUGAACCCUUUCUUCCCCUGGUCAUAUAUAAUGUAGAUUGAAUGGGGCGUUAACCCUCUCUUUCUCUCUCUUCACCUGUGCACUGUGUGGCUUCUCCUCUCUCUAUGUGUGUGUGUGUGUGCCUGUCUUGCCCACACGUAUGUGCAGGCAUGCGCCAACCCUCACAGCUGGAGGGCUACCUGGGGACGUGUGUCCUCCACGACAGCCCGCGUGCCAACACACUAGGUACGUCACGUGGCCACACACACCGUCUGUGGGCACACACACACACUGCACUGUGUCCCUACCCAGUCCCUGCAAAAGCUGGCACCCCUCAGGUGGCUGUUUGCCGCCCGCGGCGACACUCUCAACCUUAAUAUUCAUGAAAGAAUGCCUACUAUGCGUGCCCGUUGAGUGGCAGCGAUGGCAUAGAGGGCACUGUUGAAAGGGAGCGUGUUAGUCUCUCCUUUGUGCUUCAGUGCGACUGUAGUUUCAUAAACAUACACUUAGUCCACCACCAUGGGCAGUGUAGUUAUAUUGUCUUACAUCGAGACACUGUCUGUAAUUGAAAAUGCGUCUGGUUAAACACAUUGAAGGGCCUUGGUCGACAGUCACUGCUGUCAGAGCUGCCUCUAUGGGACCCAGCAAAGUGGUCUCUACUCUGUUGAAGUGUGAGAGCAGUUCAGGGCAGUCCCCCUAUCCAGCAGGAGAGAGAGUUCCAUGGGGUUUGGACACCUGUUCACUCCCCCGUCUCUCUCUCCCCCACUCUCUCUCGCCCCCCUCCCUCCCUCUCUCUCUCUCUCUCACUCUCUCUCUCUCUCUCUCCUCUCUCUCUCUCUCUCUCUCUCUCUCUCUCUCUCUCGCUCUCUCUCUCUCUCAACCCCCCUCUCUCUCCCCCCCUCUCUCUCUCUCUCUCUCUCUCUCUCUCCCUCCCUCUCUUCCUCCCUCUCUCUUUCUCUCUUUCUCUCUCUCCCCCUCCCUCCCUCGCUCUCCCUCCCUCUCUCAACCCACAUCCCAUUCCCAUUGUGUGUAUAAUCCGGGGCUCUUUUGUGGCUGGAUUCCACACAAGGACUCCCACUUCUGUGGCUGCCUUUUCUCCAGGGCCUGCCGUGCUUUUCUGCCACCCCUUGUUUUUCAAAUUGCAUGGAAAUGCUGUGUGUGUGUGUGUGUGUGUGCGCUCAGUAUGUGUGUGUGUGUGUAUUUGUGAGCAUGCCCCCCAGCAAUGUGUGUGAGCACAGAGUAGAGUGUCAAGAGCAAAGCAUCACAGCCAGGGAAUGCCAAGGAUUAUGGGAGAGAUGUAAUUAUUACCACGUUUUUUUUUCUCUUAAUAAUUUGUUUAGACAAAUACUGAAAAGAACAGUCUUGGCCGGUUUUUGUGUUUCCUGACAGUUAAGAAAACAUGCUGCUAUACUUGUGAUUAUUGUGUGUAUUUUUGGAUCUCUUCCAGGCUCUCAAUCUUUUAUCUCCCGCUGAAAUAUUGAGUUUGUGGAAGAUUUUCUCCUGCUAACACCAAUUUGUGCUUCUCAGAAAUAUGAUUUGUAUGAUUCAAUAUGAUUUUUUGGCCCCAUGUUGGCAGUUGCUCACAUCUAGGUGUAAAUGGUACUAUAUGGAUUAUUUAAGAGAUACUAUUCUAAGUUCAGUGCAUGUAAAUGAUUAAAUCUAUAUGAAUUCUUUAGAUAGAAAACCUCAGCAGAUUCUACCAGAUCCAAAUACUGGAGUGAGUCUGACGAAACCUCACAUUCACUCAUAGUCACUUUAAUAUCCCCUUAGAUUUUUUAAUGAUUAUUUUCAUCCACAGACGUGUAAUUUAGACAGAGCUCAAAAUGCUCACAAGCUGCCAUUAUGGACUUAAAUAUUCCCAAAAUGAGAGAGACACCAUAAAUAGUACAUUCAUCUUUCCUUAGGCCUGAACAGGCUGGAAUAUGGAAGAGGUCAUGUCUAGGAUUCUCUUUAUAAGAUAGUGCUUCUCUCUCUCUCGCUCUCUCUCUCUCUCUCUCUCUCUCUCUCUCUCUCUCUCUCUCUCUCCUACUCUCUCUCUCUCUUUCCUGGAGUUAUAUUUAGGCCGUCCCCAAAAUUUUUAUAUUGGCUAGCUUCCGUACCUUGUUUUAGAAUUAGGGACAUAAAGAGUGAUUCAGGGAUGAUCUGUCUCCCAGUAUGCGCAGACACACACACACACACACACACACACACACACACACACACACACACACACACACACACACACACACACACACUUGUUUUUAUUGCUCACAUGAUUGGGCCAUGGACAUUAUAAACUAAUUUCGGGAGCUGCCAAGGCUCUGGGGGCUGCCUGCAUGUUGCACACUGAGGCCCUUUAUCUGGGGCCUGAAUCUAGGCUGGGGCUUUUUAGACAGGCAAGUGUCUGAACAGCUAUGCCUUAUCACAGGGACACAGGUUUGGUCAGAGGCUGUAAAGUUUUGUUGCUCAGAGAUUUGGCCUGAUGCACUGUUUUAAAUGUCAAAGUCUGUUUUACUCAUCUGAGUGGGUUAGACAGUGUGUAUUGGUGCAUUCUGUCUGGGCACUUUCUGCUGUAUUCUUCAGCCAGUAUUCAAAGUGUUUAAAUUGACCCUCUCUCUCCUCUCCCCCUCCCUCCCCUGUCUUUCCCCUCCUCCAGCAGACAUGGACGGCCUGUCCGACCACUCCCCUCCGGGCCCCAACCACAACCACAAUCACAACCACCUGACCUUCUCCCAGCAACCCAUCCCGGGCAGCACGGCCGAGCAGCCCCCCUCCUCCCCGGUGCUCCCCCUGCCCCCUCCGUCCCACGGUGGGGGCCAGACCCCUGGCCGCCCGGCUCAGCUCCCCCCCGGCCUGCACCACCCAGGCCUGGUAUCCACCCCCAUCAGCCCCCAGCUGGUGAACCAGCAGCUGGUCAUGGCCCAGAUUCUCAACCAGCAGUACGCCGUCAACCGGCUCCUGGCACAGCAGUCGCUGUCGCAGCAGUACCUCAACCACCCGCCAGUCAACCGAAAUGCCCUGGCCAAGCCCCUGGAGCCCCAGGUAGCCAGCAACACAGAGGUGUCCAUGGAGAUAUACCAGUGGGUGAGGGACGAGCUGAAGAGGGCCGGCAUCUCCCAAGCCGUGUUCGCCCGCGUGGCUUUCAACAGGACCCAGGUGAGGAGGGUCAGAAUUGAACUAUGACUUUUGCAUAAAUCACCCAUUGAUGCCAAUAGGAGAUUUGGGGAAAAAUCGCAACACCUCAAGAUAGUAUUAUGUGCUACCAGGACUGGAAAUUCAAGAAUACACACUUACCCUUCCCUAAAGCACUCUGACAUAUCUGUCACAAGGACAGAAUUGUUUUGAGUUAUAGUGCCUCAAAGUCAAACUCUGCAUUCUUGUCGAAGGCCAUCAUCAAAACAGUUAAUCUUAUAACUGCUUACAACAACCUAACACCACAACAUUAACUAUUUAAAAGCUACAGUACACCUGGCAAGCCACAACGUCAGAGCACCAGGCGCGGUCACGGCUUGCACUCCCUCCGCUAAAACAUGUGAUUUCACUUUACAGGCAGGCGCGCAGCAGGGCCCUGACAGAGAUAAUGUCUUAAGAUGUUCUGCAUAUUUUGGGGGGAGGUGGCAGCAAACCUCAUUACUCCUCCGCCACUUUGAAGUUGUGUGCGAAACCUCUUGAUAAGAAUCUAUUGGAAUCAGUGCGUACCGACGCUCUCCCCACAAAAAAAGUUAAGUGGAUAGCAAGCAGACAGUGGUGUUUUUGUGCAAAUUGGCAAGCCUCUCUCCUUUCAGCUUUAUCUCGCCUGUAUGAAGAAUUAGUAAUGUGCCUUUUGAGAGCCUCCUCUUGUAUUAUUUAUAGUGUGUUAGUUUUUUUCUCUUCCUGUUUCUGCCGAGCGUGUUAAUAAAGGGUGCGUGUGGCGACCCGCAGGGGGUGGCGUCUACACGGGGCGAGGUGGACACACGGGGGCUCGCCGGCCCUUUUUUGUAGAAGCGGCCGAUUGACUGGGGAGAUUAAUGGAAAGGGGUGAUAGCUGGGCGUAAUAAACAUACAUGCACAAACACAAUCACACACACAUGCGUAUACGCAAACACAUAACACACACACUGCGCACACACACACAUAAUCUCACACAAUCUUCAGAAUACCUGUGACAUGCACUCAAUGUCAGUUUGAAAGCUUGUCUCCCCGUUCAGAGUUGAUGCCUCUAUCUAGUUAUACAUACUUGGCUCCGUCAUAAGGUUGUCUAUUCUAAUGUUCUUUAGUGUUUCAUAAAGUCACAAGUACAAUGUGUUUUCUUAAACUACCAUACCAUUAGUUAAACAUUCCGUUAUUGUUUGCGGGGCCACUAGUUCUAACUCUGGUAUUUGGUGUAAAUAUCAACAGCACUGACAUCAUGUUGUUUAUUACAAAAUCAUUUUGUUUAUUUCCAAAUCACACACCUAUUGAUAAAGAGAAGCUGAAAAUGGAUUUCUCAGUGUGUGUCCAACGGCGGAUGAAAAGCCUCAAUCACACAGUCCUGAUAAUACAGUGAUUCCCAUAAUGACAUGAUUCAUAGCUAUUGAAAAGGAACAGCGGAUACACUGAUUGCUACACUGAUGCUCACUGAGUCAAUAUGCUGUAAUAGUUACAUUAUCCUCUGGGUCUGUGAGAGUUUACUAGUAGAAAUAGAAUGUUCACAAUGGACAUUGAAGGUCCUGUAGUGAUGUCAAUGAAUGAGUCUUCUCAGGGCUUACAAGAGGGCAUCUCUUUAUCUGAUGAGAAGAGAGCGCGAAGAGAUUACUAGAGCAGAGCUCGAUCUGAUGAUGACGAGAUACAGCUGAUCGCUAUCGAUAAUCAAGAUGAAUCUGAUAUAUACUAUACUCAUCUCUCUCUUAUCUCUCUCUCUCUAUCUUCGUCUCUCUCUUCUCUAUCUCUCUCUCUCUCUCUCUCUCUCUCUCUCUCUCUCUCUCUCUCCCUCCCUCUCUUCCUCCCAGGGCCUGUUGUCUGAGAUCCUGCGUAAAGAGGAGGAUCCUAAGACGGCCAGCCAGUCUCUGCUGGUCAACCUGCGGGCCAUGCAGAACUUCCUGCAACUGCCCGAGGUCGAGCGAGACCGCAUCUACCAGGACGAGAGGGAAAGGAGCCUGACGGCCGCCUCGGCCAUGGGGCCUGCGCCACUCAUCAGCACCCCGCCCACCCGGCCAGUGCAGGUAUGGAACGAACAGGCAAGCAUACACACAGACAGAGGAGCGUGCACACACACACUACAGACAUCUCAAAUCAUUUAUUUUGACCUUAAGUUGUACAGCAAGUGCCACUACCCACCCCACUCUUAAAAUUGGAAGCAACUCAAUGACGACAAGUUCUGUGGAGGAGAGAAUCUCCCCCAGUCUGUCAGUCAAUCAGUUCCUCAUUCAACUCUCUGACCACCAGCUCUCCACUGUCUCUCCCACAAUCAAAGUUCUUUAUUGGAAAGGUAUGUGGCAACUUUUCCACUUAAGCACAUUUUGAGUGCGGUCGAGAGUGUCUGGGGCGGAGAGGGCCAGACAAAGGCCUCCUCUGUUCAGCCUCGGACUGAAGACGGCCUUUUCUUUGAGAGAGAGAAUGUUCCUGUGCCACACAUUGGCCAAACAGGGAGGCCCCUUUGACUGCAUGGCCAGAUCGCAGUGGCCGUCCUUACAAAACUGGAAGGAAAGGGAAGAAUCAGACUCUGAACCAGUGGUUUUAAAGUAGGAAAAGGCCACUUUGCAGUUCACAGGUCUUCCUCAACAGUCAGUUGGCUGUGAAAGCUGGACAUGGAAAAAGGGAGAGAGAGACCAAUAGAGAGAGGGCAAGAGACAGACACAGAGAGGGAGACAGAGUGAGAGAGAGAAAGCGAGAGAGUGAGCGAGAGAGAGAGAGAUGUCCCUCUUACAAUGACACAUUGACCAGACUAAACCAUGUUUUUAGCUAUAAGACAUACCUCUGUUCAGGCCCUAAUUCUGUUUACUUCAGUGCAUCCAUUUCAAACUUGUGGAUCAGGAGGUGCAUACACCUUUCUCAAUUGAAUAAUUGUCUUAGUCGAAUUCCAGGGCUGGGAUUUCAGUUUUUAGAGUUGUGGAGGUGGGCUUGUAUACUGAAUGUGUCAUUUUAUGGAGUAGUACAGGAAACACAGACCUUGUCAUUUCAUUAUAACCGGCGUAUAAGCAAUGAUUAAAUGUCAGACGAAUAGCCAAUUGCUAUACAGUUAUUUACUUCUUGCUGAACAUAAAACAUCAUAGUAGCAUAUGAUCAUCUGCCCUAAUAGGCUUUUCUAUAUUCUACCCUUCACCUAUGACUGAGUCCUAUCAAAGUAGGCCUAGCCCUGGCCUGGACAUAUGCCAGACUCCCACUGACAGCUCCUAUAGAGUAUAAAGUAAUGCGUUGGGAGAUUUAGCCACAUAAAUCAGUCAGGGUGGCAAUUGAACAGAGACAGGGAGGCUUUUAUGGGCCUCCUAAAAAACGAUGCGGAGGUAUGUUUCUCAUGUGUGCCCAUGGGUGGCUCCAGUGCCCUCACCAGCCUCUGCAUGUCCCAGGCUUAACAAUUAGAGCUACUGAGGAAAUUGUUGGUAAUCAGUACACACUCUGACACCCCUCGCCUACUGAGUCAUAAAUGGUUUAAAAGAUGCCCAGGAAUCAUAAAACAUUCCAGUUUACCACAAAUGUGGGGUCCAUUAUCUUUUCAUAACCACCAAAAUGGCUCCCCUGUUAGAUGUCUAGACAUAUACAUUAAACAUUUAUUUUAGAUUUUUACAGAUUGUUUUGGGCAAGUUUGUAACUGACAAGAUUAAUACUGAGUAAUUUAAUUAUUGCCUACAUGUAAAAAAAUAAUAUAUGUUUUCAGUAUUCACAUAAGUUUUAUAAGUGUUUCCUCUGGACUUUGCAUAUGAAUGAUAAUUGUAUGAUUUAUUCUGAUUCGAUUCGAUUUUUAGAAUUUGAGUAAUAUUUAUUCUCAAAGGUUUCUCUUACUCCAGAGACAACAAGCCACGGCAGUGAUGUUGAUUCAAUUCCAUGAAUCUCUUUGCAAUCUGAUUUCUGAUCAGUUUAGCUUAAUCAAUGAGACUGCAGUGUACUAAAGUUAUCAUUGCACAUGUACUAUACUGCCUUUAUGUUGACACAGCCUAAACAUUUGUUAUUGUGUGGGUGUUUGUGUUUGUGUGUGUGUGUGUGUGUGUGUGCGUGCGUGUUUGUCUGUGCUAAUGUGUGUGCGUGUGUUGUUAAAUCUUCUUUCUGAGGGUGAGACUAAACAAACAUGUCUUUGUUGCCCCAGCAGCCCAGGAGAGAAGACUGUAACAACGUCAGACCUGAGGACUGGAACCCCAGAAUCCCUGUGGGCAUCUCUCCUGUAAGCAAACACAACAAUUAACCAUCUCUUUGUAACACUUUCACUGUUACUGUACUGUUCCAAUAACAUGUUGUUAUUAAUGGUUAUCGUAAUACUGCAUGUUACUUAUUAAUAAGUAAUUAAAUUAAUAAAGACUUAUUUAUUAAUAGUUUAUAAAUUGUUUAUUAAUGCUUAUUCGUAAAAGUUACUAUAAAGUGUUACCAAUAUGUUAUCUUAUAUUUGUUAAGUGAAGUUAAUUAGACAAAUGAUGAAAUGUAUGAAAUAAUUGAAUGUAAAAUUGUCUCCCAUGUUUUAAACCUAGUUUACUUUCCUCCCUUUACCUAUCUGGACAGAUCCCCGAAUCCAGAAAACAUGGCAGCAUCACCUUGUUUUCCAACCCUUUUGCUGACACUCCUUAUCCUGCCCAGGUGAAGGCCUCUCCGCUUCCCAGCGAGUGGAACGGCAAGACGGAGAGCUGCAUCCUCAACAUCAACUCCUCCAUCUAUGACGAGAUCCAGCAGGAGAUGAAGAGGGCCAAGGUGUCCCAGGCUCUGUUUGCCAAGGUGGCCGCCUCCAAGAGUCAGGUACAGACCCAUAUACUGACUUAGACGCCGGUUGCCAUUUUGGUACAGACACGCAACAUACAGUUCUAGGCCACAGACACUAAGAGCAGAUCUCAGUUGACAUUCUCGUUGCUAUUUUAGUACAGACACACAGACCUACAGAACAACACCAUAAGCAAUAAGUAUUAUUUUCCGUUUUGCCACGCAGUAGAAGAGGGUUAACUGAGAAACUGGUAUCAUUUUGAGAGAGGACUGCAGAAAUUGCCACUAAACAUUUAAACAAAAUGUUGAACAAAAGAAUGUGUCUCAGGCUAUCUCAUUGGGAACGUAUGUUAUUAAACUAUAAGUUACAGUUCUGUGGACGUUACAGCUUGAAAUAUAAUACACACAUCAAUAUUUACAGAGCUAAUAUUUUCAUUUCAUGCCUGAACUUGUCGUGGAGACAAUUUGGCUCCUUCCCAGUGUGGUUGAUGAAACAUUAGAAAACAAAGGAAUAAAACACAAUAUAAAACCAGAUCUGGAGACAUUCACCAGUUAGGGGGUUCAAAAACUGAAGCGCCACAUUGUGCAACUCUGCUCUCUUCACCGACUGGUGAUUUAUCGUCAUAAUGACAUAUGUCUCCUAUAUUGUGGGUUUAGCGAACAGCAGACAGUGUUUCAACACAAAACAAACCUGUUUAUAUUAGCUGUGCUCUGAAUGACUCUCAACUAAAGCGGAGCCUGUUAUCUCGCCCAGGCAACAACCCACUCGUUGAAUACCGGCUUGUGUGAGCAAAAUUACCAUCAGUUUAACUCUUAUUAAAACUAAUUAAAGAAAUGCGGAGCAAGCCGUUAUUAUUAAAGGUUUCAUAUAUCGGGGGAGCACAGUUGAAAAUGUUUCCACAAUUGUUACUUGAUGAAGAAAAAGAAAAUAGAUUAAACAGGGGCCAAAUUAUCUGGAAAUAUCUGUGGAGGUUUUUAUUUUUUUCGCUGAUUGCGAUGAUUAUAGAGCCAGAUACCUUUGUUUUACCAAAUUGCAGUUUGAUGCACAAACCAUUGUUUUUGUUCAGGAGUUCAAAGACUUUUUGGAAGAGAGGAGAGAAGAGGGUGAGAAAAAAUAUCUCUUCUCAGAUUAUCGUUUGUGAGUGAACAGGUUUCCACUGUGCUCCCUCCCUCCCUCCCCUCUCUCUCUCUUCUCUCCCUCUCUCUCUGUCUCUCUCUCGCUCUCUUCCCUCUCUCUUCCCUGUCUCCCUGUUCCUCCAUUCAUGGCGAUGGAGGCGGAGGGUGUGAAUGUGAAUUGAGCAGCAGAUAAGAAGUGUGCUAAUUAUGCCUGUGAAAGGGGGCCUGGGAGAGCACUUAUCUCUGGCUCCAUCUCGUAAUGGGCGCUCCCCGGGCAGCUGGUGCCCCUCCCGGCCCAGGCCCACACCACCACCAGGGGCAGUGGCGGCUCCACACCGCACCAGGCCCAGACUCAGUACCAGAGACCCAGGUCCUACCCUUUAGCCCAGUGGGGGCUGCUGGUGCUGGGGUUGGAGUGUGAGGGAAAGAGGAGCUGGUGGUGGUGGAUGGUGGUGGGGGAUGGGUCCAUCCAUUGGGGAUGUAGACUGGCAGGAGGAAUGGGGGUUUUGGGGGAGGGGUCGGCUCAUCCUCGAUAUGGAGGCUGGCACAUGCGUGUCUGAUUGGUGUGCCGUGCCCCCUCUGCUCACUGCCAUGCCGGCAAAGUGCAGGAAUUCUCGGUGGUCACACGCUCGCAUGUAUGCAGCCCACCACCCUGGAAGAGCUGGCAAAUGGUGGGGGGUUGGAGGACAGGAGAGCUUGGCUCAGGCAGCUAUUGUGUGUUUGUGUGUGUUUGCCUCGUCUAGCCCUGCCCCU
This is a messenger RNA of Coregonus sp. 'balchen', 23348 nucleotides long. Lineage: Eukaryota; Metazoa; Chordata; Actinopteri; Salmoniformes; Salmonidae. The record is from the annotation of a GenBank genome assembly.